This is a messenger RNA of Serinus canaria (Common canary), 9349 nucleotides long. RefSeq names its product kinesin family member 24 (gene KIF24). The transcript is spliced from 15 exons. Gene Ontology annotation, biological process: microtubule-based movement. The coding region runs from base 348 to 4379 and encodes 1343 amino acids. Lineage: Eukaryota; Metazoa; Chordata; Aves; Passeriformes; Fringillidae. Gene Ontology annotation, molecular function: microtubule motor activity; ATP binding; microtubule binding. The record is from RefSeq and is a predicted model, not a curated record.
CUCUAUUGGCUGGCUCUGCGCGCGAGGCUGCGCGCGGGCGUUUGAAGCGGGAAAAGCGUUGUUGCCAUGGAGACGCGGCUUAAUGGCCGCCGCCGAGCGGCGCCGCGGCCGUGAUUGACACUCACCAAGCACCUUUGAAGACCUUUCCUCCACCUUGAAAAGUGCAUUGAGAAGGAAAAGAUCUUGUGAAAGAGAUUCUCAACAUUUUUGAGAUUGAUAUCUUGGCCUUGGGUUCUAGCUGCUCCUUUCAUCAAACUGAAGAAGCUUCCCAUGGCAGUGCAUACUGAGAGUUGCACAACACCUGUACUGGUUUUACAUCUUAAGCUACCUUAUGCUCUAGGUUGAAGAUGGCAUCGUGCCUUUAUGAAUGCCUUUGUGAAGCAGGACUUGAAAAAUACUAUCCCCACUUUGCUGCCUUUGGUCUUCAGAAAAUCGAUGAGCUUGCCGAAGUUUCCAUGGAAGAUUACACCAAACUGGGGGUCCAUGACAUAAAUGACCGCAAACGUCUUUUCCAGCUCAUUAGAAUAAUCAAAAUUACACUACAAGAAGGCACUGCAGACUUAAGCAAGGAGGAUUUUCAACCACGUGGCCUUUUCAUUCAGCCUCAGGUGACCAAGUCAGGACCCCGUAGACAGCUGCGUUUCGAGUCCUUUUGUGGAGAAAAUGAUGGAACAGUUAAAGACUCUGAACCGGAAUUGUAUCAGUCAGCUGAUUUCAGUGCCAAUGAAGAGAAGGACAGUGUAGAGGAAAUGCUGGGACACAUCCCACCACACAAUCCAGAGCCCAUCAGACUAACUAGAAGAGAUCUAAAUAUUCCUGGAAUUGGUACAAAAAAUGACCUGAACUGUCCAACAGUUUCUGAUGAUAUUGCUCCUCUCCUGGGUGAUUCUGAAGUUCCUAUUGUACAAAGAGUGACUCAUAUUUCAGGGUAUAAUUAUGGACUACCUCAUUCCUGUAUCAGAUCCAAUACUUACGACAAAGAGACUCCAUGGACAGAGAGUGAAAAAAUCAGAGUGUGUGUCCGAAAACGUCCCCUCUGCCUGAGGGAGGAGAGACGUGGGGAAGCAAAUAUAAUCACAGUGCAAGAUCAGGAGACCCUGCUUCUCCACGAGAAGAAGGAGGCAGUUGAUCUUACGCAAUACAUUUUACAGCAUGUUUUUUAUUUUGAUGAAGUCUUUGAGGAGUCAUGUACCAAUGAGGAUGUGUACAUGAAGACAGCUUAUCCUCUCAUUCAGCAUAUUUUUAACGGAGGCAAUGCAACUUGCUUUGCAUACGGGCAGACUGGUGCUGGCAAGACGUACACCAUGAUAGGGAAUCACCGGAACCCAGGACUCUAUGCCCUGGCUGCCCAGGACAUCUUUAGGCACCUGGAAUCAUCACCAUCCAGGAAGGAGCAAGUGGUUCUGAUCAGUUUUUAUGAGAUCUACUGUGGACACCUUUAUGACCUGCUAAAUGGAAGGAAAAGGCUUUUUGCAAGAGAAGAUGGCAAGCAUGUUGUUCAGAUAGUUGGACUGCGGGAGGUUCAGGUGGAUUCUGUAGAUGAGCUGUUGGAGGUGAUUUUGAAAGGGGGGAAGGAACGUAGCACAGGAGUUACUGCAGUCAACUCAGAUUCCUCUCGGUCUCAUGCUAUCAUCCAAAUUCAAAUUAAAGACACAACCAACAGGGCAUUUGGAAGGAUAUCAUUCAUUGACUUGGCUGGCAGUGAAAGAGCAGCUGAUGCCAAAGAAACGGAUCGACAAACAAAAAUGGAAGGAGCAGAAAUAAACCAAAGUCUUUUGGCACUAAAGGAAUGCAUUCGAGCAUUGGAUCAGGAACAAGCGCAUACUCCUUUCCGGCAAAGCAAGUUAACUCUGGUGCUGAAAGACUCUUUCAUUGGCAAUUCCAAGACAUGUAUGAUAGCCAAUGUUUCACCGAGCAACCUAGCUGCAGAGCACACCCUAAACACUCUGCGAUAUGCUGACAGGGUCAAAGAGCUGAAGAAAGGGAUUAGAUAUCCUACACCUGUCACAAAAAGGCGUCGCAAAGCUGGAAAUGUAUCUCCAAAGCAUAUCCCAGGCACUCCCUUUUUGCCUCCUGGGGAAAAGAGCUCUCCAAAGAAAGUAAAGCUAGGCCUACAGCAUCCCUCAAGUGCUACAAAACCAAAGGCAUAUCCUGCAACGCUCCAGCCACCUGGUGUCCCUCUUACCUCUACCCCCAAGGGAACUGGGAAAGGACAUGCCUACAUGGGAGAUACGGGCACUCCCUGCUUCCACCACACCACCCCAGUUAAGGGAGUCCUGGAAAUAACAAAUCCCCUGAAGAAAAAUUAUCUAUCCCCCCUCUCUGAAAAGAGCUCCUCGGUAGAGGAUUUCAUUGCCGCAUCAGAAACAGAAGAGAGUGGCCAGCAAGACAAGUAUAUACAAAACAGAACACCUGUCCAGUGCCUGAAAGUUCAGACAGUGCAACCUCUUCAGAAACAAUAUAUUCCUAAUGAAGAUAAUUCCUUUGGAGAUGGCAAUCUCCAAAGUGAACAGGAAUGGGGAAAUACUUUUGCUAAACAGUCUGUUGAACCGUGGACAUACCUGCCUCCAUAUCAGAAAGAAAGGGAAGAGCACUUACGUCUUUAUCACCAGCAGUUUCAGCAACCCCCUAUUCUAAAGCAAAAAUUGAACUAUCAACCCCUUGAGAGGUUUUUAAUGCAGUACAAGCCCGAGGAGAUUCAAGUGAAGCAGGAGCUGAACCUUCCUCCGACUGAAGGGCAGAGCAAAGAGUGGAUACAACAGGAAGAUCUGGAUGACAGUGAUUUCAGUGAAGAUUCUUUCUCACCUGUCUGUAGUCAAAAGAGUGUGAAAAGAGGAAAUAACAGCAAAUCCAGUCAACAUUCAUUUUUUCUUCAUGAAAGAGAGCAAGGAACCGAAGAAGAGCAAAAAGGCCAAAAGCGGCAGGAUUUAUUUUUUAAAUAUUCAGUACCCAUGGAAGAUCACAGAUUAGAUGACAGCUGGGACUGUAGUGAGGGCAGCUCAGAAGCAGAGGAAUCCUUUAAAAAUGCAGGCUGCAGCAAAACUCCUGCAGACUGGAGCUAUGACUUAGCUGUUGAAUUCCCUCCAAGCAAUACUGCAGAAAAACCUUACUGCCUGCAGGAAGAUCCUGCUUGCACCUGGAGAAAUGAGAAGGACUUCCUAGCUGAUCACAAAGAAUACAAGUCCAAACACAGACGUCUUGUUUACUCCAGCGAAGCCACCUUAACUCCAGAAAAGGAUGCUUCAACCCCGUAUGUAUCUCCUGUAUUGAAAUCAGGAACUCCAGAGUGCAAAGAGUUUGAACUCCAGCAUGAGGAGAAGGAAGAAUCCACUUCGGCUAAAAAGGCUGGUCUUGCAGGAGGCGGUGUAAAAUGGAAAGCUCGAAAAAAUGGAGUCAGCCACUCUGUUUCUUCCAGUUGUUCCUCAGACUUCACCUCUGAGCUCAUGGCCCCACUCCUGGUGUCGCCUCUUGAUGGUGAGGACACAACUGAAACAGAGAAAGCGUCUUCCAACCAAGAGAAGCCCCACGGUGAGAAGCAGGUGCCGGACAGUGACGCCCAGAGCAGAUUUGAGGACGAGGACUGGCAGUGCACCAGAGGCAGAUCUAUGACCGACAGCAUGCUGGAGCUGGCGGAGCAGCCCAGCCACGGGGGAAGGCUCUGUGCCCUGCUGGGCUCCUCUCAAGCCACGAAAAAGAAGCUCCCACCCACCUGUGGCCGUGUGAAGCCGUGCUGCUGCCACCUGGGAUCAGUUUUAUCCAAGCAGGGAGUCCGGCGCAGUUUGUUUGGUCGGCAUGACCCUACAGAAACAUCUGCAGCUGGAUCUGCCAUCCCCAGGCCAGAGCCCCCCUCCCAGGAGAGCAGCCGGCUGCUGCAGCCCAAGCCAGGGCUGAGGAAUGAGGACCUCACCCAUCUUGAAGAGCCUGCCAAGUCAUCGUUCGGCAAUGAGGAGACAGGGUUGCUAAAAAACAAGUCAAAGCAGAGUAUUUUUACACAAGAGACUUUUGCUGCAGAUGCAGGAUUUGCAACCAAAGAUAAUAAGCCAAUAGCAAAUGCAAAGUGCCCCUCACAUGUGUCCAGCAGCUGUGCUCCAAGUGCUGCACCAGAGAUGGGGAAAUGGCAGAGGGAAGCCCUAGAAAAGGCACAAAAGACUCUAAUUCGUGCUCAUCAGCAGCAGCUGGAUGAACUGGCACACCUGUGCUUCAAAGAGGAGUGCUUGAUAAACCAGAUGUCAGCAAUGGAUUUUCAGAAUUUCACGGCCACGCUGGAUGAAAUCUUGGUGCUGAAGUCAAAGUGUGUCCAAACAAUGCGAGCCCAGCUUCAGCUCUGUUCAGCCUCCCCUGGCGCUGACAAAUCACUGCAAACACGUCCACCAGUUUAGACCUUCUUUGCUUGCACUGAAGCAGCUACAGGAAACCCCAGCCAGCACUUUGCUGCACUUGGUGCUGCAGAGUGUGGGUGGUAGGGGAUAGUUUUUAGUUUGAUGUUUGUGACUAGUGUGUGUUUUAUGUAAGGAUGGAGAUAAUUCUGAGUAAAUGAGAGAUGACUAAAUGGCACCAAAAGCUUUGUAUUUCAUUAAUACCAGUAAGCCACAUUCUGAACAGUAACAAUUCAGCAGCCUUUAAAUAUUUCACCAAGUAGCAGUCAAGUCGUCUCACAUGUUAAACGCAAUCCUGUGUUACCAAGCAAGGGAGAUAACUUUGAAGCCAGAUACAGGUCAGAACAGAAAUGCUCAAUAGCUACCCAGAAAAGUCUUUGCAAACAAAAGCCAGGAAAGAGAGGAGUUGUUACACUAAGGUGUCUGGACCUUAAGUAUUUGGAAGUCAAGGCAGGGUGUGAAAUGCUGUCAGUUUCAGAAGAAGGAAACCUAUUGUUGAAUUAAAGCUUGGGAUGAACCCUCCAGAGCUCCUGAAAGAAGUUUUGGGUAAGGAGUGGUUUAGCAAGGACUUCUUACCAAAGGUUCCAUCUGGCACGUUAAUAAGCACAUGGGUUUCAUGCUGCUGCCCAGUGGAAGAUGCCAGCAGCUGUUCCUGCAGCACACCACAUCUAAUGCCUGCACUGAGCAGAGUUGAACAGAUUUCUCACAUGAAAAAGGGGCCUGCUUGGAGGCACUUGCCUUCCAGAAGCUGCUGACAGCACUGUUAUGUGAAACUGGUAUUUGAAUCAAGGGCUACAGAGCCAUCAGCUGAAGCUCUGCAGAAGCCCUGGUGCUGCAUGCAUUGCAUCUGAACCACAAAGCCAGCCCACUUGCUUUGAAGGCACAAGUGACCUUGAGCCAUGCUUGCUGACAACAUGCUGUGUGUGUGCUCCCACUCCAAAAUUAGGGCUGUCGCAGCACAUUCAUCCAUCUCUGUGUCUCCUCAGUAAUGCCUGUGGUAGCUCAUUCGAAGCCUGUUCAGUAGCCAGAAAUGCCAAGGGGAAUGGAACACUGCUGUUUGACCAGCUGUGGGUUUUGCUGCCUGCCUGCACAGCCUCCCUGAGGAGCCCAGGUUGGGCUGAGCAGCAGGACUGUAAUUGCAGUGACACUUUGGGAUGAAUACUUGGUGCAAACACUCCCAGGAAUGUCACCCAGCAUAGGCCUGGGGAACAAAAGCAAAUCCCACCUCAUUCCCCUGACUAUUGAGUUGUUUUUAGCACUGGUUAAUCUCCAUCUUGCAGCUGAGACUGGAUUUCUCUGUGGAGCAGAGAGCAGUUUCUCUGGGGUCUGAGGUUAUGGCUCUCAAAAUGGUUCCUGUGUCCUGGUCACAGGCCAGCAGCAAGUCACCUGAACCUGGGUUGGAAGCCUCCCUCACUCACCCAGGGAGAUGAGGCAUCCCAGAAGCAAGACUCUUGGUAUUUCUGCGUGGCACAGAGCAGUGGUGCCCAACAGCCACCAGAGUUGUAAAGCAGCGAGAGAUCAGCACUCUGCUAAAACCACAGGGAGGAGCAAGUGUUUAAAACCACCAAUUCCCUCCACUUUCUGGGGUCAGGGAGAGCUUUCCUGUGAGCAAGGUGAGGGGAAUACAAGGCAGUUUGGUAGUCCUCCUGAUAGCAUAAAUUACAUGUGGGCACUUAGUUUCCCCAGCACAUUCUCAGCGAGCAUGCAGCAAAAACUGCAGUCAGGGAGCAGCUGAGGAUUUUGGCCAGUCAAUUUGAAACCAAAGAAAAGGUCAGACUGUAGGAUGUGAGCACAGGUCACAGGCAAAUGUGAUGCCCAGUCAGAAACAGUGCAAAGGAGGAAAAUUUUCCCUCCACAUACUCUGACAUUUGGGAAAUGAGUGUUGGCUGAUCACUCUUUCAAGUUUUUAAAAAGCAGCUGAGCAAAGUAUGUUCACAGGCAUUUUGAGUGUCUUACAGCAACACACAAAAAUCAUUUGCACAACCCACAGUGCCAUGUCCUAAUCUUGGAAUCUGCAGGCACAGUUGUGACAAGACAGAUGAGUGACCAAAAAUUUCUGUGAGCAGAGGAGAUAUGAGUUAAGUCAGCUGCCAGAUUGGAGCCACCUGUGAAUCCCAUCUGAUCUACUGUGAAAAAAGUCUGGCAGAUCUGAGCCCCAGCAGCAAUUCCCAGAGCAGGAACUAUCUGCUCCCUUGAGGAACAGCCAGGGACACUGAGAAACAACAAAUAAUCAAAACAACAACCACACACAAUUUUCCAAUGUCUGAUACAAUCUUUUUUUUUAAAUGGGUUAUCCAGCCAAUCCACGACUAUACCUUUUUAAAUAUUUUAUUAUGUCUGUUCUCCAAAUUUUAUUUUCUCUACUGAAGGUGAGAGUUGACCAAAAUAAAGAAAUAAAGCAUCUGGCUGUGAAAAGCAGCCCAUCCUUGGCAAUAACAUGGAUAUGCUUGUAGUGCUACACGCUCCAGAUACCAACAAUGGGUUCCUCAUACGCAACAGAAACUAUCCAGCUGUUGUCAGAAAUGGUAACAUUUUUCUCUCUCCUUUGAGGUUUAUUACCUAGUUGCUGCUUUAAUUCUUGUGUGAAAAUGUGCUAAAUGAACAUGUUAAGUGUCAUCCCCUUCCUACUGUUUGAUAUUUCACUGACAACUGCUGCAAAAGGUUUUCACUUCAACUUGAACAUGCAUUAAAGUGUCAUUAAAGCAAUCUAAGAGAUUUAGAGAGCUUGGCCUCAUACCAUCAAAUAAAUACAGAACUAAAAUGGAUUCACUUUUGCAUUCAGAUGCAACAAUGACUAUUAAUGCUUAUUAGCAAAGGCUUGAUACUUUAUUUCAAUAGCUGACAGAAUUUAAUAAAAUUCCGUUUGCUACAGAACUCUGGUGAAAAUCAUUUUAGUAAACAUAAUCAAAAUGUCCAUUUGAUUGACUACAAAAGAUUAAGUGGGGCUGGAAAUCUAUACGAGCUCCCCUUUUCACAGGGCUUGUUAGUGUGGAGAGUUUGAGGAGCCCUGACACACAGCUGGACUGACACUUCCUGGCCUGGAGAGCAGCCACAGAAUGCUGUUGACACAGGCUCUGUGCUCCAACAGAUCCACAGCAGGAGCCACAAGGCCGGCAGCAAAAGCCCUGGGGCACUGGGCAGCCCAACUGCAGGAUCAGGAGCCCUCGGCUGCCAUGGGGGUGAAGGGUGGCUCUGCAGUACCAGGGCCAUUUCCAGGCUGCUGCUGUCCAGAACCAGCAGCAGACAGCUCAAAGAUGCUCUUGUUGAAAGCACAACCACGAGUUUAGGCACUGUCUACACUUCUCACCAGCCUUCCCACCCAGGCACACAGACCUCAGACAGAACCUCUGACAAAGGCACAGCAGGGACAUAAAUCAAUGCGACCUCACAGCCUAAGGAAAAGCUCAGAAGUUGUGAGAGUGACCAGGGAUGCAGCCAAUCUCACCAGCCAGCAGCAGGGCAGAGCCCAGCCUCACUCCCACCAGGACCUCCCCCAAGCCCCAAUGAACUGUGCCUGGACAGUACCAGAUUAACAAGUGCUGCACAGCACCCUGAACAUUGAACUCUGGUCACAUGGGGUCUCUUGUUACACAUUCAUUCAGCGGUUCCUCUUGUCUAAGCCACCCCCUAAUCCACUCACUUUGUGCUAUUUUCUUCUCUGAGAUGCCAACAUACCAAUACCCUUCAUGCCUUCAGCCACCCAAGGAUUUAAAUCCAGAAACAUCACUGCCAAAGCAAGAGUAGCGUCCCCAGGGUAGAUUUGGGUGGGCAUGCCUCUCUGAAAUAAGACCUUGCAUCUUCACAGCUGCCACAGCUGCCAUCUUCACCUCCCCAAGAGUUCCAAAAGCAGAGCAAUUGUUCUGUGGGGUUAAGAGCCAGACCUUUAGAGGAACUGUGGGAAAAAAAAAACCCGCACACUAAUACAAUCAGAGAUUACUUUAUUCAGAGGUUUGGUCUAAAUAGUUGUUUCUUUGCUGGCAAAGACUUCUUGCCCCUUCUGGAAUGUCUGGUACCAGACGGGGACUCACCGGGGUAGCAAUUCUGAGAAAACCAGAACAAGCAACAUAACCGAAUGCUCUCAGCAGUGAUGGCAAAGCAGUUUGAAUUUUGUUUUCAACGUUUUCCAAUUAAUCAGGAACCCCAUUUCCUCACUUCACUGUUGCAUUUCUCACCUGGGAAGGAAGAAAAGCUGGGCAUUACCUGCACUCACAGAGGCAGCAGCUGCUGUCCUACCAGCUGCUGAAUGUCCUUAGACAAUCUUUAUUUCAGCUCCACCACUAGAAAAUGGUGAAGGUCAACACUAUGGGGUAUGUGCAAGGCAACCUGCCCUGCUCCUCCUCAUCAUCCCUCUCCACAUCUAGAUACUUGCGAGCAGAUCCCUCUCUUGCAUCAUUUUAAGUAAACAUUUAAUUCACACAGUUGGGCACCCCACAGAGAAUUCCAUGAGUGCACACUGGGCCCAAAUUAGAUGUUUGGUCAUAGAGAGCUAACAACAUAACGGAGAUAAAUGUCAUCUCCUUUGGCAUCCUGAUGAGCUGAAACCUCCUACUGAAAACCUACACUGGUGCAAUGAGAUGAGACAUUUUGCCUUCCAGCAGUCUGACGCUCCAGUUCCAGGCUCUAACGUGAGUCUGGAUCCCUAGGCUAGGGUUCUGCCACAAAACAAAAAUAAGCCACAAAGAAGCAAAGCACCUUCUACCACUGCAGCUGCAGCCCAGAGACCUCUGGUUGUUCUCCCCAACAGUGUUCACACAUGCCCACAGGAGCUGGCAGCACCUGGGCAGGCAGGAUCCAGCAAGGUCCCCGUCUGCUGAAGUCAAAGAGCAUGAGAGAUGGGAACCAUGACACUGGGAGUUAUAUUUCAGGGUUUUAUUAGUUGUUCUUCUGCAGAAUCAAAAUAUUUAGCAAAUUAGAGAUUCCUCAAGACUGCUGAUAUUUCAUGUAUUUAGAACUUGAUCAAUGUACAAUGUAAU